UCUUUCUGAUAGCUGUGCUAUUUAUUGUAGCCAGAAUGCUAAUGAAACACUAACAAACGUUGAAGAGCAGAUUCUGGCAUCUAGGAGAAGAGCUCGAUACUUAAGACUGGCUCGCCCUCCCACUCCAGCUCAGCUACGAGUAGUCAAACAUAACAUCAGGAGGAAAACUUUUAUUCAGAAAACAUUUAGGGAAUUUAUUAUUUAUGCAGUCAUGACAACUUUGAUAAUUUUUCUUGCAUUGGAGACGUUUUCUAACAACAAAAAAAUCAUUAAACAAGCUGUGGCAAAUGAAUUAACCAGAAAUGCUAAACAACCAUUUAAUAAAAUUAAGACAGUAGAUCAUUGGUGGAAUUGGUGCUUUAAUGUUUUGCUUGAUGGACUCUACUGGGAAAAAUGGUACAACGGAGCUUCUGCUACAAAAUCAGAGGCUGGACCUAUUGGUGGAAAAUUCUUUCUCGUUGGAACACCUGUUUUUACACAAUUUCGAUGUGCAGGCAAUAACAAUUGCUCGCUGAUGUUUCUAGGAAUCAUCAUUUUUAAUCUGUAUUUAGAAUUGAGUGUUAUGGUCCAAAAAGGAAUUUUCGUCUACUGGCAAGAACCCUGGAAUUGGAUUGAGAUUUGCAUAAGUAUGCUCACCCUUGGUUAUUACGCAAGUGUUAUAUUUUAUUCUAUGCUUGCCAUGGAUAUUAUUGUUAAGCUCCAGAAAGGCUUUUUCAGAGAGUUUGUGGAUUUCAAUGCUAUUAUUGCUGUGGAACAGUGGUCACAUUGCUUGUUUGGAUUCCUGUUAUUCUUCGUGAUAAUUAAACUCAUAAAACUCCUCAGUGUUUUCAAAAUGAUGGUUCCCUGGAUGAGUAUGCUUCGCCAUAUAUGUGUCAGCACACGUUUCAUGAUGCUAUCCGCUGUCGUCUUUCUAUUGGCUUACUCAUCACUUGGAUAUCUUAUGUUUAAUUCUAAUAACUACACAUUUAGUAGUGUGAUAAAGUCCCUUCAUAUUCUUUUCAUCCAUUUGCUGAAAGUUGGUGGUUCAAAAUACACUUGCUUCCAAAAUUCAGCCAUGUCUAAUCAUUUUUCUGUGGUUUGUUUUUAUUGGACUUUCUUCAUUGUAAUGGCCUUUGCAUUGACGGGUAUGGCAAAAGGGAUUUUCAUUAAGCUGGCAAGAGUCAAGAAAGUACAUCGUAACAAGCACUUUAUAACAUUCACAGAAAUGAUUUCAUAUACAAAAGAGAGGAUAUUGUUAAUAGCUGGAAUCAAACAACCAAAGUAUGCAGACAGAGUCCUGACAAACAGCAAUAAUUUCUAUUUAGAUGAAUUUGAGGGCCUCAUUGAUGAACUUUUAUUUCACCUGAAUGCAAUAUCAAAGAGUCUACACUGCUCGCUUCCAGCAAAGCCACUUUGUUACACAGAAGAAGAGGAUGAAGCCCACCUCCUUUCAACCUAUUCUAGUGUUUACAUUAAACAAUCACCAGUGAAUUCUCUGUAUUCCGAAGAUGUUCAAGAAGAAAAUACACUUCAGGAAGGAACCUGUUUAGAGUCUGCCUCUUUGAAUAUUGAGCUACACAGAUCUUCUAUGACACCACAGAAGUUUAAACACUUUGAAAUACCAUUUGAAAAGCCAGAAGUUACUACAGAUAAAGUCCUAUUCACUCAGUGUUCUUCAGUCAGCAACAAAUUUGAGGAACAUUUAAACUCACGCACAAACACUAAAAUAGUUAAUGAAUUUUUAAUUGACAAUAAACCUUUAAACAAUGAAUCUUUAGAUAUAUCUGAAAAAGGAUACCUUAAGAACAGAGAUACAUUGUGUCUUUCUCACUGUAAAGCAAUGUUGUAUAAUGAUCAACACACAGAAAUUGGUGUCCAACAACCUGAAUUUAUCAGUGGCAUGAACAGACUAACAUGUAGUCAUUCUGACAAUAUGCUCUGUAAAAAUAGCAAACCACUAAAACGUUCACACACUAUAGUGAUUGAACCAUUGGACUGCAACAAUUCAGCAAUUUUGAACAAAGGUUUUAAAGAUGACAGUUCAAAUGAUUUAAACAUUUCAGAACAUGCUGUACCUGAUUUUGCCAAUUAUGCCUUUCAGAUGAAUCACAAUGACUUUGAAACUGAUAAAAAAAUCAACCAAACAUGUACACAACAAAAUAAUGUGAGAUCAAUUGAAAAUACAAUUACUAAGCGAAUUACUGAAGUGCCUGUCCAAACUGCACUAAACCAUAUUAAUGACAACCCGGUUGAUAAUAUUCCAUCUUCUCUUAAACAAUGCUGGUGAUUAAUGUUAGUUGUUAUAAUUAUAUUUCAAACAACCUACAAAAUAAUUGUUGCAUUUAAACAGUUUAAAUAAUCAUGUACUUA
Pelobates fuscus (common spadefoot toad) is the source of this 2349-nucleotide messenger RNA. Its product is annotated as polycystin-1-like protein 1. The transcript is spliced from 13 exons. The coding region runs from base 212 to 2266 and encodes 684 amino acids. Gene Ontology annotation, biological process: calcium ion transport. Gene Ontology annotation, molecular function: monoatomic cation channel activity. The record is from RefSeq and is a predicted model, not a curated record. NCBI's taxonomy places the organism in Eukaryota, Metazoa, Chordata, Amphibia, Anura, Pelobatidae. Gene Ontology annotation, cellular component: plasma membrane.